Molecule: messenger RNA, 756 nt
Organism: Prunus armeniaca (apricot)
Lineage: Eukaryota; Viridiplantae; Streptophyta; Magnoliopsida; Rosales; Rosaceae
Source: the annotation of a GenBank genome assembly
AUGAGCUCAGGGAAUGAUUCCCUUCAUUUCUGCAAUUGGGUUGGCGUUACAUGCAACCGUUGCACCAAAAGAGUUGUGAUUUUGAUGCUGACUGCUCAAAAAUUGGCAGGCUCCUUACCAAAAUCUAUAGGAAAUCUUUCUCGCCUUACCGGAAUCGACCUGAGGAACAACAGCUUUGCUGGUGAAAUUCCUCAAGAAAUAGGUCGUCUUCGAAGCCUGCGAUCUCUCAACCUGUUUCGGAAUUCCUUUGGCGGCAAAAUUCCAAGUAAUAUAUCUCACUGUGCACAACUAAGAGCGCUUCGUUUAGCUUUCAAUGAGCUUAUUGGAUCCAUUCCGAACCAAGUCAGUUCAUUGGUGAAUUUAUAUUAUGUAUCUGUUGCUGCUAACAAUCUCACCGGAGCGAUCCCAAAUUGGAUAGGAAACUUUUCUUAUCUGCAUACUCUUUACCUUUCCAAAAACAAUUUUCGAGGAAGCAUACCAAAUGAGCUCGGGCGUCUGACACACUUGGCGGAAUUUGACAUUUCAUUGAAUAAUCUGUUUGGUAUUGUCCCUUCUUCAAUCUAUAAUAUUUCUUCCAUUACAAUUUUCGGUGUUGCUGGGAACCAGCUACAUGGAGGCCUACCACCAAAUGUUGGCAUUAGUCUUCCCAAUCUCGAAAUUUUUGACUGUGGUAUGAACAACUUCAGAGGAGCUAUUCCUGCGUCGUGGUCAAAUUCUUCUAGACUUCAGGAGCUUGAUUGUGUUAGUGUUUUGUGA